GCACCGUGUGUGUGUGUGUGUGUGUGUGUGUGUGUGUGUCGUGUCCUGUAGAGCUGAAAUGUCACUGCUGUCCCUAGGCCUCGCAGCACAGACAGCCUGAGAGUGUGACUCCAGGGCCCAGGACCUACUCAGAGGUGGGGGAUUAUAAUGUUCUUCGUAAUUUGACGGCGGAUUCAGAAGUUGAGUCGACUCGUCUACCUCUGCUUGUCCGCGUUCAUAUUCAGGAGCCAGAGGCAGUCUCGGGGCAGACGCCCGGUGGCCAUGUCGACCCUCCUGCGCUGCAUCUCCAGCUCUUCUGUCACUUUCCUCCAGCGAGGGGUCCGUCAGAAGAUACCCGGAAGGAGGCAAUUCAGGACUUUCCCCGUCUUAUGGGACCAAAAGGCCGCCAGAGGUGUGCUCUACAAGGACGUGGUGGUGGGCGUUCCCAAGGAGACCCUACAGAAUGAGCGUCGUGUGGCGUUGUCACCUGCCGGGGUGCAGCUGUUGGUCAAACAGGGCUUCCAGGUGCAGGUGGAGAGCGGAGCUGGAGACGAAUCGAAGUUCUCCGACCAGCUGUACAAAGAUGCUGGCGCCACCAUCACCGACGUCAAGGGGGCCUUUAGCUCAGACUUGGUCCUCAAGGUCCGAGCGCCGAGUUUGAGCGAGGCAGACCUCCUGAGGCCUAAGAACACGUUGGUGAGCUUCAUCUAUCCGGCUCAGAACCCAGAGCUGAUGAAGAAGCUGACAGAGAGGCAGAGCACCGUGCUGGCCAUGGACCAGGUGCCCAGAGUCACCAUCGCACAGGGAUACGAUGCACUCAGCUCCAUGGCUAACAUCGCCGGGUACAAAGCGGUGGUUCUGGCUGCCAAUAACUUUGGCAGGUUCUUUACUGGUCAGAUCACAGCAGCAGGAAAAGUACCCCCUGCUAAGGUCCUGGUUAUCGGAGGUGGAGUGGCUGGUUUAGCAGCAGCCGGAGCUGCCAAGUCGAUGGGAGCCAUAGUCCGAGGAUUUGACACCAGGCCCGCAGCCCUGGAGCAAUUCAAGUCAUUCGGGGCAGAGCCUUUGGAGGUUGACGUCAAGGAGUCCGGCGACGGAGUCGGAGGCUACGCCAAAGAGAUGUCCAAAGAAUUCAUUGAGGCGGAAAUGGCCCUUUUCGCCAAGCAGUGUAAAGAGGUGGACAUUCUCAUCAGCACUGCCCUGAUUCCAGGGAAGCGGGCUCCCAUUCUGAUUAAGAGGGAGUUUGUGGAGUCGAUGAGGGACGGCUCCGUGGUGGUGGAUAUGGCUGCAGAGGCAGGUGGGAACAUCGAGACCACUAAGCCUGGGGAGCUAUAUGUUCACAAGGGUGUGACACACAUUGGCUACACGGACCUGCCCAGUCGCAUGGCCUCGCAGGCCAGCACCCUGUACUCAAACAACAUCCUGAAGCUGCUGAAGGCCAUCAGCCCAGACAAGGAAUACUUCCACUAUGAGCCCACCGACGAAUUUGACUAUGGAACAAUUGACCAUGUCAUCCGUGGGACUCUUGUUAUGAAGGAAGGCAAGAACAUGUUCCCAUCACCGCUGCCUAAAACGGCCCCCCCAGCACCAAUAAAACAGAAAACCAUCAUAGAGCUGAAGGCUGAGAAGGCAGCAGCGAUUUCUCCCUUCAAUCGCACCAUGACCUCUGCUGGCGCCUACACUGCAGGUCUGUCCACCUGUCUGGCUCUCGGCGUCAUAUCCCCCAACGCAGCAUUCACCCAGAUGGUCACGACCUUCGGCUUAGCUGGACUCGUGGGAUACCACACUGUGUGGGGCGUGACCCCCGCGCUGCACUCACCCCUCAUGUCUGUCACCAACGCCAUCUCAGGUCUGACAGCUGUCGGAGGUCUGGUGCUGAUGGGCGGAGGUCUCACGCCCUCCUCGACGCCCGAGUGUCUCGCCCUGGCUGCUGCCUUUGUGUCUUCCAUCAACAUUGCAGGUGGAUUUCUGAUCACCCAGAGGAUGUUGGACAUGUUCAAGAGGCCCACUGACCCUCCCGAGUACAAUUACCUGUAUGUGCUGCCUGGGGCUGUGUUUGUUGGGGGAUAUGGAGCUUCCGUGGCAGCUGGAUACAACAUUGAGCAGAUGAUGUACUUGGGCUCAGGCCUGUGUUGUGUCGGGGCACUUGCAGGCCUCUCAACCCAGAGCACCAGUCGUUUGGGGAACACGCUGGGCAUAAUGGGAGUGGCAGGGGGCAUCGCUGCCACCCUCGGCGGCCUCAAGCCCUCGCCAGAGCUGCUGUCACAGAUGUCUCUGGCUAUGGCCACUGGAGGAACCCUUGGUCUGACCAUUGCCAAGCGUAUCGAAAUCACAGACUUGCCGCAGCUCGUGGCAGCCUUCCACAGCCUUGUGGGUCUGGCAGCUGUUCUCACCUGCGUCGCAGAGUUCAUGAUUGAGUUCCCCCACCUGGAUGCUCACCCGGCCGCCGGUGUUGUCAAGACCGUGGCGUAUCUGGGCACCUACAUCGGAGGCGUCACCUUUAGCGGAUCACUCGUGGCCUACGGGAAGCUUCAAGGCGUCCUGAACUCCGCCCCUCUGCUGCUGCCGGGACGACACAUGUUGAACGCCGGUCUGAUGGCAGCGUCAGUGGGAGGCAUGGUGCCCUUCAUGCUCAGCUCCACUUAUGGUACUGGUAUGGGCUGUCUGCUGGGAGUGUCUGGGCUUUCCACCGUUAUGGGUGUGACCCUGACAGCAGCCAUCGGGGGCGCUGACAUGCCCGUGGUCAUUACCGUGUUGAACAGCUACUCUGGCUGGGCCCUCUGUGCUGAAGGUUUCUUGCUAGACAACAACCUCAUGACCAUCGUCGGCGCUCUGAUCGGCUCCUCCGGUGCCAUCCUCUCCUACAUAAUGUGUGUGGCUAUGAACCGCUCCUUGCCCAAUGUGAUCCUGGGUGGGUACGGCACCACCUCCACAGCCGGCGGCAAGCCCAUGGAGAUUGUGGGCACUCACACUGAGGUCAACGUGGAGCAGACCAUUGACAUCAUCAAAGAAGCAAACAGCAUCAUCAUCACACCAGGUUGGGGUCUGUGUGCGGCCAAAGCCCAGUACCCAAUUGCAGACAUGGUGAAAAUGCUGAGGGAACAGGGGAAGUCCGUCAGGUUCGGUAUCCACCCAGUUGCCGGCCGUAUGCCCGGCCAGCUGAACGUCCUCUUGGCUGAGGCCGGUGUUCCCUAUGAUGUGGUGCUGGAGAUGGAUGAGAUCAAUGAGGAUUUCCCUGAAACGGACUUGACGCUGGUCAUUGGAGCCAACGACACAGUGAAUUCCGCAGCACAGGAGGAUCCCAACUCUAUAAUAGCUGGCAUGCCCGUCCUGGAGGUGUGGAAGUCCAAACAGGUGGUAGUGAUGAAGCGUACCUUGGGCGUGGGCUACGCUGCAGUGGAUAACCCCAUUUUCUACAAGCCCAACACAUCGAUGUUGCUGGGAGAUGCCAAGAAGACCUGUGACAGCCUGCAAGCCAAGAUCAGAGAGAACUUCUACUAAUUAACACCCAAUAUUAUCCGAUGUACAGUAGUUCUGGAGUUCAGAGGCAGGUUGAUAGAUAGUAUAUUUCCAGCAUAUAAGAUUUCAGGUUAUAUAUUUUUGGAGAACAGACGUAUUGGGUCUGCAACUGAGGUGAAUCUAGAUGCCCCAGAAUCAUAACAUGAUUUUGUUUAGUUUUUUUGAAAGGGACAUGAAUAACUCGACACGAAUGUGUACCGAUUUGUAAAUAAAAAUAUUGAAACAUU
This is a messenger RNA of Scophthalmus maximus (turbot), 3722 nucleotides long. Its product is annotated as NAD(P) transhydrogenase, mitochondrial. The transcript is spliced from 20 exons. Gene Ontology annotation, cellular component: mitochondrial inner membrane. Gene Ontology annotation, biological process: NADPH regeneration; proton transmembrane transport. The coding region runs from base 262 to 3477 and encodes 1071 amino acids. Gene Ontology annotation, molecular function: NADP binding; NAD binding. The record is from RefSeq and is a predicted model, not a curated record. Lineage: Eukaryota; Metazoa; Chordata; Actinopteri; Pleuronectiformes; Scophthalmidae.